This is a messenger RNA of Onychomys torridus (southern grasshopper mouse), 1008 nucleotides long. Its product is annotated as speckle-type POZ protein-like. Lineage: Eukaryota; Metazoa; Chordata; Mammalia; Rodentia; Cricetidae. The record is from RefSeq and is a predicted model, not a curated record. Gene Ontology annotation, cellular component: nucleus; cytoplasm. Gene Ontology annotation, molecular function: ubiquitin protein ligase binding. Gene Ontology annotation, biological process: regulation of proteolysis; proteasome-mediated ubiquitin-dependent protein catabolic process.
AUGGCCGGAGACCAGACAGCCCAGAGAUGGGACCACACUCAAAUCAGUGUUCAGGGUUUCUCCUACUGGUGGACCAUAAGCAACUUCCCUUUUAUUGUUGAGGAAAUACCAGAAAGUUUUAUAAGCCCACCUUUCUCAAUGGGAGCCAAUGAAAAAUGGUGUUUGAGAGUACACCCGAAUGGAGUUGAUGAAGAAAGUGCAGAUUACCUGUCAGUUUACCUAGUGUUGCUCAGCUGUCAAAAGAGUCACGUUUGGAAAAAGUUCCAGUUUUGGAUCAUAAGUGCCAAAGUAGAGGAAAUGAAAGUCACAAGGAGCCCAAGAGCCUUUAGGUUCAUGCCAGUAGGCAACAGGGAUUACAAAAUGUUUGUUCUUAGAGACUUCCUAUUGCCCCAUGUUUUGGCUCUCCCAGAUGUCCAGCUCACCCUUGUCUGCAAGGUGUGUGUGGUCCAGGUCUCUUUGAGCCUCUCUGACCAGAACUGGAAGCCAGGAAUUCAGGGUAAUAAAUGCACAUUGGCAGAUGAGCUAGGAGAGCUGUGGGAGAAUUCCCAAUUCACAGACUGCUGCCUGGUGGUAGCUGGUCAGGAAUUUUGGGCUCACAAGGCCAUCUUAGUAGCUGGAUCUCCAGUCUUCAGAGGCAUGUUUCAACAUGACAAGAAGGAGAGCAAAAAUAACCGCGUUGAGAUCCAUUACCUGGAGCCACAAGUCUUCAAGGCAAUGAUGGGCUACAUUUACACUGGAAAAGCACCAGACCUGGACAGCAUGGCAGCUGCUGUGCUGGCAGCUGCUGACAAGUAUGGCCUGCAACGUUUGAAGGUCAUGUGUGAGGAUGCCCUCUGCAAGGACCUCUCAGUGGAGAAUGCUGCCCACACUCUCUUCCUGGCUGACCUCCACAGCUCAGGGCAACUAAAAUCCCAGGGAUUUCUUUACAGCUUAUGCUUCUGGAAGAUAAUGGUGGGCUCAUACCCACACUUGGUGGCUGAAGCAUAUGGGUCCCUGUCUUCUGCAUAG